Corticium candelabrum is the source of this 1563-nucleotide messenger RNA. RefSeq lists its product as uncharacterized. The transcript is spliced from 3 exons. Gene Ontology annotation, molecular function: axon guidance receptor activity. Gene Ontology annotation, biological process: homophilic cell-cell adhesion; synapse organization. The record is from RefSeq and is a predicted model, not a curated record. Lineage: Eukaryota; Metazoa; Porifera; Homoscleromorpha; Homosclerophorida; Plakinidae. Bases 1 to 1335 code for a protein of 444 amino acids. Gene Ontology annotation, cellular component: neuronal cell body; axon; plasma membrane.
AUGGUGUUAGCAUACACGUGUACAACACGAGCAGCUGACGGAAAAGUCAGCUCUCCUGUACUACAUGUUAGAUUGUCGUGCUCAAGUUUAUUCAUUGUGUUGUAUCGAUACAUUGCAGUUUUAUCUCCACAACCAGAAGUUCGUUUGAUUUCACCAUCACAUAAACUUCGAGUUGGAGAUCCAGCAGUACUAAUAUGCACACUUCGUGCUGAUCUACCUGGACCACAUCAGUUCUCUUGGUUUGGUCCAAAAAACGAGACUCUGAUUUCUUCCAUUCCUGACUACAUUGUCUAUCAUCGCACUUUGGUGAUUUCUAAUCUAACAUAUGAUGAUACAGGACGAUACACUUGCAGAGUUACGACUCCUGUGGGACAAUUUUCUGCUUUUGCAAUGAUAAGUGUGCUUCCAGCCAUUCCCUGUGAGUUUGACCCACCUAUCAUAGCACUCAAACCUAAAAAUGUGACUGUUUAUCUCAACACAACUGGACUUAUUGAAGCUGCUCACUGUACAAACUACUCAUCGUUGUUAAAGAUAAAUCUUUUGACAAAAACUGCAAACACUGCUGUUAAGCGUUACAGAACAGAUCAACGCUUUGCUGAACAGCUCAAUGCAAUACAAGUCUUGGAUACACUAAACAUUAUCAAUGCAUCUGUUUUGUUUGACAGCAAGGUGUUAGAAAGUUUGUCCAAACUGCAGCAAAUAGUCAACAAUUCAAACUUGCUAACAUUAGAUUUCAACAUCAGCACGACCUCAUUAGUCAAUACUGUAGAUCUUCCUUCGCAGUCAGCAAUCAAUCGUUCUGCAGCUCUUGCUAAUGCCAUCAAUAUAUUAAGUGUCAGUCAUCCACGUGAAGUCUUCAUGCCUGCACCUGCCCAAUGUCCACAGCAUGAAGAAGUGUUUAAUAAUACUGUCUUCUUGCCAUGUGAUACAGAAUCACGUCCACAAACAAUUACUUUUUAUCACAACGGUAUUCCUAUUGACAGAAGUGACACACGAUUCCAGUACUAUCGAUAUGGACUACAAAUACGAAAUAUUUCUCCAGUCCUAGCUGGAAAGUACACGUGUGUUGCAGUUAAUGGUUGUGCAAGCAGCUCUGUUCCCUCUUUUGUUAACGUGACCGUACUUCUUUCAUCUUCCCCUCUUGCUGUUAUCUCUGAUCGUCACUUUACUGAGACCAUGUUAUAUGGUCAAUAUCCAGCUCUUCAUUUAUUGAACAUUUCAUCUGAGAACUUCACGUUUUACAACUUCAGUUCACCAUAUUUGGAGGUGAGCACCUUGCUACCACUCAAACUAACAUUUAUCAAUGUCACCAUUGAUCACAUCCAGUUUGCCUAGCUGGUAAACAUUACUCUAGUGAAUAACACAAUUGGUCUAUUACAGUUUCUCAAUUCUAGUGCCAAACAACUCUCUGCUAUUUCUGCUAGUAUCAGCUCUGACUUGUUCAAGGAUGUAUUAUUUACAAAUACUCUGUAUCCAAAUGUUUCACUUACAAACACUCUGAUGUGAAUAAAACAUAAAAUAACAAUUUGAUCAACUAUACUUCUAUCAAUCACACAUCGACUA